AUCAUAGUUGGAAUCAAUUUUGUCCUAGUUUACUACAAAAGGAAUAUAUAGUUAGCUAGCUAGCUAAUACUUAAGCAUAUAUGCCUAACCUAAGUUUAUUCCUAGGGGGAACCAUUUGAAUACAAAUAAGAUUGAUCCUUUAGGCCAAACUCUUUUGGUCUUGAUAAAGCUUUGCAAGAACCAAAAGAUUAAGGUGGUGAAAAUGGGAGCCAAAAAUGAUGAUCAUGACGAUAAUCGAUAUCAAGAAGAGCAAUCGGCUAGACUAUUUGUGCAUGACUUGUCCAAGAUUGUUCUUCCACCUUUGGGUGUUUCAACCCAAAACCAUGAUCCAUGGAGAUCUAGAGGGUGGAUCAUUUCUCCCCUCAAUUCAAAAUACAGAUGUUGGGAGACAUUCAUGGUGAUACUGGUAGCCUACUCGGUCUGGUUUUACCCGUUCGAGCUCGCGUUUCUGGCUCCUUCUCAUCACAGGGGACUCUACCUGGUGGAUGUUGUAACCGAUUUGUUCUUCGCCGCCGACAUCCUUCUGACAUUCUUCGUUGCUUACAUUGACUCCAAGACUAAUAUGAUUGUUUACGACUCGAGAAGGAUCGCGAAUAGGUACCUAUCAACAUGGUUUGUCAUGGAUGUGGCAUCCACCAUCCCUUACCAGGCCUUGUACCUCUUGUUCACGGGUAGGCAACAAGUAUGGUCGUGUUAUUCGCUUCUAGGGUUGUUCAGGUUUUGGCGAUUGGUCCGAGUUGAACAACUCUUCAAAAGGCUUGAGAAGAACAUCAAGUUCAACUAUUUCGCAGUCCGAUGCUUUAGACUAUCUUGUGUGGCAUUGUUUUCGGCACAUUGCGCGGCGUGCCUCUUCUUCCUGCUGGCCGAGGAGAACCACGGCGGCAAGACCUGGAUCGACGACUUCGCCAAAUACGGCGACGAGACCAACAUCUGGCUGCGCUACACCGUCGCCGUGUACUGGUCCGCCACCACCAUGACCACCGUCGGGUACGGCGACCUCCGGGCGGAGAACACCCGGGAGCGGAUCUUCAUCACCGGAUACAUGCUCUUCAACCUCGGCCUGACCGCCUACCUCAUCGGCAACAUGACCGAUCUCGUCGUCGAGAGCGCCCGCCGCACCAUGGAGUACAGGAAAAGCAUCGAAGUGGCGUCCACUUUUGUGAACAGAAACUGCUUGCCCCGGCGGCUGGAAGAGCAAGUUUUGGCGUACAUGUCGCUGAGAUUCCAGGCCGAGAGGAUGAAUCAACAGCGUUUCAUCGAAGAGCUUCCAAAAUCGAUUCGGAGGAGGGUUUGCCGGCAUCUGUUCUUGCCGGCGGUACAACAGGUGUAUCUUUUCAAGGAUGUCUCCAUCGGAACCCUAACGUCACUAGUUUCGAAGUUGAGGGCAGACUACAUGCCGCCACGGGAAGAGGUCAUCUUGCGGAAGGAAGGGCCAGAUGAAGUGUACAUUAUCGUCUCCGGAGAAGUCGAGAUCGUGAGUAGUACUACUACCGGCGGCGAGUCCCGGCUCGACGGAGAGUUGAUCCGGUCGCUGGAAAGCUUAAGCAGCGGCGACAUGUUUGGGGAAGUCGCCGCGCUUUGUUGCACACCUCAGAGGUUCACUUUCAGGACCAAAGUGUUGUCGCAGCUGUUGAGGCUCAAAACGGCGACGCUUUUGGAGGCCAUGCGGAUCAAUCACGUCGAUUCCGUCACCAUAAUUAAGAACUUCCUCCGACAUUACAAAGUGUCCUCCAAGAUUAUUGAAAACGACAACAUGGUUCCAUUUCACGACGAUGAAUUAGACGAGGAAGAGACGAAGAUGACAGUGAACUCUCACAGCUUGUUGUCUUUAGCGAGACUUGGCAAUGCGUUUUUCCUUGAAGAGUUGCUCAAGGAAGGGUUGGACCCUAACAUCGGAGAUUCCAAAGGCAGAACUCCAUUGCACAUAGCAUCAUCAAAAGGGCACAAAGAGAGUGUGUUAAUGCUUCUUAGAUAUGGCAGCAACGUACACUUACGAGAUGUGGAUGGCAAUACUGCAUUAUGGGAGGCAAUAUCAUCGAAUCACAACCUGAUAUUCGGGAUUCUGCUCAGUCACGCCAACAUUACCUCCAACGAAAUCCAAACCAUCCAGGGCGAUCUUCUAUGUUCAGCUGCAGAACAGAACAAUCUCAGGGUCAUGAGAGAGCUCGUGAGAGUGCACGGAUUCAACGUCCACUCGAAGAAUCGACGUGGGAAGUUAGCUCUCGGGCUGGCCAUGGAGAGGAAUCACAACGACAUGGUAGAAUUUCUCGUGGCGAAUGGCAGGUUACAAGCUGCUGCAAGUACUCGAAUCGAUCGGAGUUCGUUGGUCGGAGGCGGUGGGGAUCGUGAUUACUGUUUGAGAGUGAACAUCUUCAUGGGUCAUCCUGAUUUGGUUAGAAGAGAGGAUGAAGAUGGUGAUGGAGGAAAAAGCUUGAGGUUUGGGAAGUUGAUCAAGUUGCCAAAUUCACUGGAGGAGCUCAAACGCAUUGCAGGUGCGAAGUUUGGGGUUGAUACAAGUAAUGCUACAAUAACAAAUGAGAUUGGUGGGGAGAUUGAUUGUCUUGAACUUGUAAGGGACAAUGACAAGCUCUUCAUAACUGAUCGAGAGACUGUAAUCACCGAGAAGUCUUCAUUAAAUUGACCCAUGACGAUCACGUAAAGCUGCCACAGAUAGAAAGAGGGAAAACAGAGGAAGAACAGGGGAAAAGCAGAGGCAGAGUGAGGAUUCAAUAAAAGUAAAACACUUGCACAUUGGAGACGACUUGUGGGAAGAAAUACUUGUGCGAAACUGCGAAUCACCAUAUAGGGAACUGAGAACCGAAGAAUCCUCGUUCAUGAUCGUCGUCGCCGCGGGCUAGCCCGUCGGCGAUCCGGAGACAGGAAUCUGAAAGAUUUUCUUUAAGUAAGUGAGGGGAGAUUGGAUCUGUUUUUUACCAAAAAAAAAAAAAUGGAUCUGGUGACUAAGGGGUGGUUAAUCACUUGACUAUACCCCCAGCUCUUAGAUCUGGACAUAUCAAUCUGACGGUUAAAAAGUGGGAAGAGUUAUUUAAUUAAUGACAGGAGUAGUUUGGAUAUUAUGAAAAAUUAUGAAGUGUACAAACCGAACUUACAAACAGUACGAACAAUACAAACUAGAGCGAUAAAACAUACAAACAAUACGAAACAUACGAAGUAUACAAACAAUACAAACUAGACCGACAAACAUUACAAAACAUACUAACAAUACAAAAUGUCACUACUUACAAUACAAAACAGUAAACUUGUAUUACAAAUCAAUGAAUACAAAGUAUAUAAAUCACAACAUAAAGUAUACAAACUAGAGAAACGAAUAUUACAAAUUAAAAUGGAUACAAAUUAGUCAUAUAAACAUUACAAACAUAAUCCUCCAUUAAUAUAUGGUAGAGUUUUGUGUACUUUUCUCCAUUUCAAAUUUUCUGCAACGAGAGUGAAAGUAGGAAGGUCAUUUUUGUCUUUACACAUUUAUUAUUUAUUUCAUAUAAAAAUAGCAAUAUCAAGAUUUGAACCCGGGUCUCUUCAAACAAAGAUAACAAUCACAACCAGUUACACUAAACAAAUUUAUUGCAUCCUUUUUUAUACAAAAAAUAGACAAAGUUAAUCUCUGAAAAUCAGAGGACUUUUUCAUCAUAAUUAGCAAGCUCACUAAGUCUACCGUAUGUAUUUUUAUCGAGCUUGAUAAUUCUAUUUUCAUAGUAGAGUUUCAUGUAAUUUUCUCAAUUUUAAAUUCCCGCUCUCUCCUUAAUUUUUGCUAAAGGUAAAUGGGUAAUUGGCCAACAUGGAAGAAACUAAUUAUGUAACUACUGUUGUAUCCUUGUAUUUUUCAAUUUAAAUUUAAAUUUAAAUUUUGUGUUUUUUUAUCUUUGUUCUUUUCUCUUUCUAACUUCCUCCGAAAUUUCAUCCAUCGUGCAAUAGUUUGCGCCUUUCACUUCCCAGUACAAGACUGUUAUUGAAAACCAAUCUUCAGGUAUCUCUUGGCACUACGGUUUAUUGUUGUGGAUUUUAAGCGGGGCGAGUAGAAGAUUUCAACUCCGAUAUCAAUUCAUGGCGAAUAGAAUGGAAUUCAUCAAUAAUUGAAGUUGUAGAAGAAAGAUUAGAAAUUGAAUUUUUGGUUGAAUAUAUGCCUCUUGAGAUAGAAAUUUGGUUGUGCAACGGAGAUUGGUGGCUAUUGGAUCUUUAGGUUUAUGGUUUUUGCAACUGUCAUAACCUAUCUCUAUCUUAAAACGAGGAAUCAUUGAUUGAUUGUUUGAAUUCUUUAUUCAACCUACUGGAACUAAUAGAUAAGGAGUGUCUAA
Molecule: messenger RNA, 4310 nt
Organism: Linum trigynum
Lineage: Eukaryota; Viridiplantae; Streptophyta; Magnoliopsida; Malpighiales; Linaceae
Source: the annotation of a GenBank genome assembly